GGGCCUACGAGGGGGCGGAGCCUGCGCGGGGCGGGGCCACCUUGGGAAGGCGGAAGCCUCCAGUCUAGAGACGGACGCAAAACCCGGUUCCGGAUUACACGUUCUCUGGAGCGGGGCGCCGGGAGACGGCAGGCGGGAAAACCCGGCGCCCGGAAGCCCUUGCUUUCUUUGACGCAAAGGCUCGGGACUUAGCCGCCGUCUGCCCGAGAGCCCGGCGAGAAGCGACCCCAGACGGAGCCUCUGGAAGCCCUGCGCCCGGCAGCCUCGGUCCUCCCUGCCGCCGUACUCGUGGCCAUGGAGUGUCCGCACCUCAGCUCUAGCGUCUGCAUCGCUCCGGACUCCGCCAAGUUCCCCAACGGCUCCCCGUCGUCCUGGUGCUGCAGCGUGUGCAGGUCCAACAAAAGCCCCUGGGUCUGUUUGACUUGUUCAAGUGUCCACUGUGGAAGGUAUGUGAAUGGUCACGCCAAAAAACAUUAUGAAGAUGCACAAAUACCCCUAACCAACUAUAAGAAGUCUGAAAAACAAGAAAAAGCUCAGCACACAGUGUGUAUGGAUUGCAGUAGCUACAGCACAUACUGUUACCGCUGUGAUGAUUUCGUGGUUAAUGACACCAAGCUGGGACUAGUACAGAAAGUCAGAGAACACUUACAGAACUUGGAAAACUCGGCUUUCACAGCUGACAGGCACAGGAAAAGAAAACUUUUGGAAAACUCAUCACUAAACAGCAAGUUAUUAAAAGUAAAUGGAAGUACCACUGCCAUUUGUGCGACUGGCCUUCGGAAUUUGGGCAACACGUGUUUCAUGAAUGCCAUUCUUCAGUCACUCAGCAACAUUGAGCAGUUUUGCUGUUACUUCAAAGAACUGCCUGCUGUCGAGUUAAGGAAUGGAAAGACAGCAGGAAGGCGGACAUACCACACCAGGAGCCAAGGGGACAACAAUGUGUCUUUGGUAGAAGAGUUUAGAAAGACACUCUGUGCUUUGUGGCAAGGUAACCAGACUGCAUUUAGUCCAGAGUCCUUGUUCUAUGUUGUUUGGAAGAUCAUGCCGAAUUUCAGGGGCUAUCAGCAGCAAGACGCCCAUGAGUUCAUGCGCUACCUUUUGGACCAUCUCCACCUGGAACUCCAGGGUGGCUUCAAUGGUGUUUCUCGCUCAGCAAUUCUACAGGAGAAUUCUACUCUGUCUGCAAGUAACAAGUGCUGCAUAAACGGAGCAUCGACCGUUGUCACAGCUAUCUUCGGAGGCAUCCUUCAGAAUGAGGUCAACUGCCUCAUUUGCGGGACAGAGUCCAGGAAGUUCGAUCCAUUCCUAGAUCUUUCAUUAGAUAUUCCAAGCCAGUUCCGAAGUAAGCGUUCUAAGAAUCAAGAAAAUGGACCGGUUUGUUCAUUACGAGAUUGUCUUCGCAGUUUUACCGACUUAGAAGAGCUUGAUGAGACGGAGUUAUAUAUGUGCCAUAAAUGCAAAAAGAAACAGAAGUCCACAAAAAAGUUUUGGAUUCAGAAACUCCCCAGGGUGCUGUGCUUACAUUUGAAACGAUUUCAUUGGACAGCCUAUUUAAGAAACAAAGUCGAUACCUAUGUAGAGUUCCCACUGAGGGGCCUAGACAUGAAAUGCUACUUGCUGGAGCCUGAGAACAGCGGCCCGGACAGCUGCCUGUACGACCUGGCCGCCGUGGUGGUGCAUCACGGCUCUGGGGUGGGCUCUGGACAUUACACAGCCUACGCCACCCACGAAGGCCGCUGGUUCCACUUCAAUGACAGUACUGUAACGCUGACGGACGAGGAGACUGUGCUGAAGGCCAAGGCCUACAUCCUUUUCUACGUGGAGCGCCAGGCCAGAGCGGGAUCAGACAAACUUUAACACUGCCUCUAAAUCACCGCCCGCCUCCCGCCCCGGACAAACAUUUCCAGCUCCCAUAAAUACUUGAUCCAGAAUUUAACUUCA
Dipodomys spectabilis (banner-tailed kangaroo rat) is the source of this 1941-nucleotide messenger RNA. RefSeq names its product ubiquitin specific peptidase 3 (gene Usp3). Gene Ontology annotation, molecular function: cysteine-type deubiquitinase activity; zinc ion binding. The transcript is spliced from 15 exons. Gene Ontology annotation, cellular component: cytoplasm. The record is from RefSeq and is a predicted model, not a curated record. Bases 295 to 1857 code for a protein of 520 amino acids. Gene Ontology annotation, biological process: protein deubiquitination. NCBI's taxonomy places the organism in Eukaryota, Metazoa, Chordata, Mammalia, Rodentia, Heteromyidae.